Molecule: messenger RNA, 2360 nt
Organism: Notolabrus celidotus (New Zealand spotty)
Lineage: Eukaryota; Metazoa; Chordata; Actinopteri; Labriformes; Labridae
Product: E3 ubiquitin-protein ligase TRIM21-like
Exons: 3
Coding region: 92-1504 (470 amino acids)
Molecular function (GO): protein binding
Source: RefSeq, a predicted model, not a curated record
UCCCUGUUUCUCUCUAAAGACAAAUUCAAACAAAGUCUUGGAGUUUUUCUCAACUGAACAGCAGAAUCUGUGUCCAUCAGCGGUUGUAGAAAUGUCUGCUGCCAGCUGUCUGCUGACUGAAGAUCAGUUCCUGUGCUCCAUCUGUCUGGAUGUGUUCACUGAUCCUGUCAGCACACCAUGUGGACACAACUUCUGUAAAAGCUGCAUCAUUAAUCACUGGGAUGUUAAAGUCCCACAUGAUUGUCCAAACUGUAACGAGGUUUUUAAAACAAGACCUGAGCUGAAGGUCAACACCUUCAUCUCUGAGAUGGCUGCUCAGUUCAGACAGGAAGCCAGCAGCCGCAGACCAGAACGAGUUUCCAAACCAGCAGAAGUUCCCUGUGACGUCUGCACUGGAACCAAACUGAAGGCCCUGAAAGAAGGAUAUGAAGGAAAGAAGGCCGAGCUGGGGAAGACAGAGGCUGAAAUUCAGCAGAUGAUCCAGAAGAGACGACUGAAGCUUGAAGAGUUCAAACAGUCAGUGGAGCUCAGCAAGAAGAAUGCAGACAGAGAGAUGGCAGAAGGUGUUCAGGUCUUCAGCGCUCUGAUGGAGACUGUUGAGAGACGCCUAAAUAAUCUGACGGACACGAUCAAAGAGAAGCAGAGAGAGACGGAGGAACAGGCUGAAGGCUUCAUCAAAGAGCUGCAACAGGAAAUCUCUGAGCUGGAGAAGAGAAGCUCUGAAGUGAAGAAGCUCUCACGCUCUGAAGACCACCUCCACCUCCUCCAAAACAUCACGGCCCUGAACGCUGCUCCACCCACCAAGAACUGGACUGGAGUCAGAGUCCAUCCACCUUCAUAUGAGGGGACUGUGGUGAGAGCUGUGAAGCAGCUGGAGGAGACGCUCAGUGAACAGAUGAAGAAGCUGUUUGAGGCCGAGCUGAAGAGAGUCCAGCAGUAUGAGGUGGAUCUGACUCUUGAUCCUGAUACAGCACACCCUAAUCUCAUCCUGUCUGAUGAUGGAAAACAAGUUCAUUGUGGUGAUGUGAGGAAGAAUCUCCCAGACAAUCCAGAGAGAUUUGGUAAAUAUGCUAUGGUCUUAUCAAAGCAGAGUUUCUCUUCAGGCAGAUUUUACUUUGAGGUUCAGGUUGAAGGGAAGACUAAGUGGGAUUUAGGAGUGGCCAGAGAGUCGAUCAACAGGAAGGGACAAAUCACACUGAAUCCUGAGGAUGGUUUCUGGACGAUAUGUUUGAGGAAUGAAAAUGAGUACACAGCUCUUGAUGACCUUUCAGUCGAUCUCUCUCUGCAGUCUGAUCCUGAGAAGGUGGGGGUGUUUGUGGACUAUGAGGAGGGUCUGGUCUCCUUUUAUGACGUUGAUGCUGCAGCUCUGAUCUACUCCUUCACUGGCUGCUCCUUCACUGAGAAACUCUACCCAUACUUUAGUCCCUGUCCUAAUGAUGGAGGUAAAAACUCUGCUCCUCUGAUCAUCUCUCCUGUCAACCAAACUGAGGAGAGCAACCACUGAGUUUCAGAGAAAGGUUGAUGUCAAAGAGAACACCUGAAGAGGUGUCCAUCAUCACAAAUGUCUUUAAGGCCUUUAAGGUGUCCUUUAGUUCCUGAAUAUGACCCUUGAUGUGUUUCAUCCUGCUGACAGCAUGCUCACUCCUUGAAGACAAACAUUUCUUUCAUGAGAUUAAAAUUAGAAUCUGAGUUUUAUAACUGUUAGAGUCAAAUUGUGAGCGUCUGCAGAGAGUUGGUGUUAACAGCAGCGUGCUGUUUACUGUAGAGGAGGUGACAUGCACAAGAUUUCAGGUGACCAUGACCACAGUUACACCUCUUCUUGACAUAUAAAGGAUUGUUUUUGUAAAUAGAAUCUGUAAAUAUGACUUUGAAGUCACUUUUAAUCAGGGAUUAUCAAUAAUAAUCAGAAUAAAUCAGAGAUUUGAAAAGUCUCUUUAAUUGUUCUUUUUGAUUUUUAGCACAAUUCAAUGCAGUGUCAAAAAUCCACAUUUUCCUCUGUGUAACUUUUCCUAAAUGUCCGUGUGUCAGAUGGAUCUUUUGAUGAGAAGUGUUGAAUUCUGGGACAUAUUACUGAUGAACAGUGUGUCUGAAAAAAGUCAUUUUGUUUUCUUGAUUUCUGUGAAUUUCUGUUGCGUCUGAUCAGGUUCUUUGUUCUUCUUUCAUUGAGCAAAGACAACAAACGAGCUCCUGUGAGAACCUUUCUGUUUGUGUGGGUUUGGCGCCCCCUGCUGUGUUUUCUUCAACAACAAAAUCUCAUUCUGCUUUCAUGUAAUAGUCACAAUUAAUAGUGGAGUCUAUCACUCAUCAAGAAUCUUUGCCGUGGAAAAUUACAAAUAAAUCAAUAAAAGACAUUUUCAGCA